AUGAACCUCAUGAAAUUAUUAACAUGUGCAUUGACACUGUCCUUGUGUCUUACAGGUGUGGAGGAGAUCUCUCUGUCUGAGCUGGAGCUGAAGGACAAAUGGGAGCAGUCUCUGGGGCCACAGUACGAUGUUCUGGUGGUUGAACUGGACCCUGUUAUUGAAGAUGAUGCUGAACUACAGAAUUACUCCAAGCUACUACCCAUCCACACCAUGCGUCUGGGGGUGGAGUUGGACUCGUUUGACGGCCACCACUACAUCUCCUCUGUGGCCCCAGAAGGUCCUGUGGCCAAACACGGCCUCCUGAGACCAGAGGACGAACUACUAGAGGUAAACGCGGUGCAGCUGUACGGCAUGUCGAGGCGCGAGGCGGUGGCGUUCCUUCGUGAGGUUCCCCCUCCCUUCACCCUAGUGUGCUGCAGAAACCUGACAGAGGAGAACUCAGACUACCAGCAUGACCGGGACGAUAAGUGGCGCUUGCCCAGCACUGCUGCCAGCCUCUCUGAGAUGGAAGCCAAGCUGUCUUCUGUAUGGGUUAGUCAGGCAUACCGCCGAGACCCUACUGGUGACCAGCUUCAGGACCGAGCCACCCUAAAGGAGAUCUCAGAGGAGGACCGAGCCACCCUGAAGGAGAUCUCAGAGGAGGACCGAGCCACCCUGAAGGAGAUCUCAGAGGAGGACCAAGCCACCCUGAAGGAGAUCACAGAGGAGGAGCAAGUGCCCACAUGGAAUGAAGAGGGAGAGCUGGCUCUGUGGUCCCCAGACAUCCAGUUGUUGGAGCUGGAGAAGAGAGAGAGAGGCCUGGGCUUCAGCAUACAAGACUACCAGGUGAAGGAGGAAGGUGGAGAUGGUACUGUGGAGAAGCUGGAGUCCAGAGCCCUCUUUGAUCAGCUCUCUCUAGGUCAGUCUGUGAAUUCCUGGGUGGAGACUGGGGACAGCGAGGCGGACUUGGACUCCAGGAACGGAAGAUCAGAACUCAUCCUCACAGACACAGACUCGGUGCAUUUGAUUGGCACAGAGAGGAGAAAGAGGAGGGGCCAGGGAGGAGGACGACACAGUGAUCUACCUGAGAGGGAGGAAGGAGAGGGAGAGGAGACCCCUGCCUUCAGUCACUGGGGACCCCCACACAGGUAAGGGCUGUGUCCAUGUGUGUCCAUUUGUCUGUCUGUCUAUGUGUCCAAGUGGAUACUGACAAAGUAUCUUUUUCUAAUGAAACAUUUAACAGAUUCACUAAAUUCACCUUGUUGUUUGGGUGACGGUUUUUGUUUUUAGUUUAUCGGGUACAGAAGGACUGGGGAAAGAAUCAUUAGAAAACGUGUAG
Messenger RNA from Oncorhynchus gorbuscha (pink salmon), 1318 nucleotides. RefSeq names its product inaD-like protein. Gene Ontology annotation, molecular function: protein binding. The transcript has 10 exons. The coding region runs from base 1 to 1131 and encodes 376 amino acids. Lineage: Eukaryota; Metazoa; Chordata; Actinopteri; Salmoniformes; Salmonidae. The record is from RefSeq and is a predicted model, not a curated record.